UUCCGGGCUGGCUGCUUGUAAUGCUUUAGAAAAUGGCUGCUGCGGCUGUUGUGGACGCUUCCCCUGGUAAAGAUGUGGUCGCUGAGGGGCUGCUCGACCUCCUUAAGCCCGCUAUUCAGCAGCUCGACCUUCAUGUUCACUCAGUCAGAGAAAGCCAAGUAGAAUUAAGAGAACAUAUAGACAACCUGGCCACAGAGUUAUGCAGGAUAAAUGAACAUCAGAAGGUUGCACUUGACCUGGAUCCUUAUGUCAAAAAGCUGCUGAAUGCAAGACGUAGAGUAGUACUAGUAAACAACAUACUACAGAAUGCUCAGGAACGACUGAGGCGCCUCAACCACAAUGUGGCCAAAGAGACAGCCCGAAGAAAGACCAUGCUGGAGGCUUCAGGAGUUUUCACGUCCCGCUCCCCUAGUAAACCCUGACUCUUCUCCUGCCUUUCACAGGAAUACUGUGUCUUGAACAGGAGGGACAUGUCAGUACGGGAAACUGUAACAUGAAGAGGACAAGUCUUACUUUGAUAUUUAUUUAGCUGUUUUUCUAAUCACAUGCUGAUGUUCUGCAUUGGUUUGUCUGAUGUCAUCAGUAUAAAUCCAGGCUACUAUCUUCUUUAUAUUAGGUCAAUGGAUUAUUGUCUAAUUCUCUGACAAAAUGCCUGCUUUAACAGUAUCACAAAUUCAUACAAUUUUUAUUGCAAACAUGUUGCCAUUAAAAAGACGUGGCCAUCCACAUUUAUUUGAGUUUCUGUCUUGAUAAAGUGUACGGGUAUCACUGAACUCUCCCUCUUUGUGUUCCAAAUUGUGUUUAUAGGUGACUCUGGGUUCUCUAUGAAGCUCUGCUGACAUAAAUGUGUUGUAGCAAAUCACACAACCUAAAGCAUAAUGUUAUGAAAUAGUUUUUAUAGUAGAUGAAGAAAAUGAAACUUUCUUUGUAGGCUGUCUCCAUGAUUAUGCAAUAUAGUACAUGUGACCAUUGUUUUAUAUGCAUUGUGUCAUUAAGUAUACAAUUAUGUCACAUGUCCAUUUCAUGUUAAUCAACUGCUUUAGAAAGUGCAAAUUUGUUAAAAUGCCAAUCAAAAAUAAAGCAAAGAUUUAAAUGUGUAUUGCAACCCACAUAAUAAAGGUCAGAAGGACAAAAUGUUGAUCUUUGAUGAGACAUUUA
Molecule: messenger RNA, 1158 nt
Organism: Pleuronectes platessa (European plaice)
Lineage: Eukaryota; Metazoa; Chordata; Actinopteri; Pleuronectiformes; Pleuronectidae
Gene: snapin
Product: SNAP associated protein
Exons: 4
Coding region: 33-422 (129 amino acids)
Biological process (GO): endosome to lysosome transport; synaptic vesicle exocytosis; lysosome localization
Cellular component (GO): BORC complex; BLOC-1 complex; synaptic vesicle
Molecular function (GO): SNARE binding
Source: RefSeq, a predicted model, not a curated record